This is a messenger RNA of Drosophila guanche, 1115 nucleotides long. It is a transcript of the gene Vti1a, whose product is annotated as vesicle transport through interaction with t-SNAREs homolog 1A. NCBI's taxonomy places the organism in Eukaryota, Metazoa, Arthropoda, Insecta, Diptera, Drosophilidae. The transcript has 2 exons. Gene Ontology annotation, biological process: macroautophagy; vesicle fusion with Golgi apparatus; intra-Golgi vesicle-mediated transport. The record is from RefSeq and is a predicted model, not a curated record. The coding region runs from base 104 to 799 and encodes 231 amino acids. Gene Ontology annotation, molecular function: SNAP receptor activity; SNARE binding. Gene Ontology annotation, cellular component: ER to Golgi transport vesicle membrane; SNARE complex; Golgi apparatus.
AGCUGCCUCCGACGCGGUCACACUACGCCAAUGUUUACGUUUUUUCUGCAUUGAAAAAAAUAGUCCACCCAUAUUGUUGCGAAAACUUGAAAAAUAACAACAAAUGUCGCUGCUGGAACAGUACGAGCAGCAAUACGCGGCUCUAAUUGCAGAGAUAACAGCGCAUAUAGGAAGAUUACAGCAGCAGAGCAGCAGCAGUGACCGUCAUGAAUUGUGCAGCAAAAUCGAUGGCAGCAUGCCCGAGGCACAGGAGCUGCUGGAGCAGAUGGGUCUGGAGGUAAGAGAGCUUAAUCCUGCACAGCGCAGCAACUUCAACAGCAAGCUGCAGGUGGCCCAAGCCGAACUGCGACGCCUGCAGGCGGAGUACAAGCAAACCAAGGAUAAGCAACCAAACGCCUUCACAACACUGGACUUGGGUGGGACCAGUGACUAUUACGAGGAUGUGUCCAUCAACAAUGACCAGCGACAGCGCCUGCUAGACAAUUCGGAGAGGAUUGAGCGCACUGGCAAUCGGCUGACCGAGGGCUAUCGAGUGGCCCUGGAGACCGAGGCGCUGGGCGCACAAGUACUCAACGAUCUGCACCAUCAGCGCGAAACACUGCAAGGCGCGCGGGCACGCCUGAGGGAAACCAACGCAGAUAUCGGCCGUGCCUCGCGCACCCUGAACACCAUGGUUUUGCGAGCACUCAGGGAAAAGGUCGUUCUAUAUGGCGUGGGAGUGUGCUUUGUGGUGGCUGUGGGUGUCAGCUUAUACCUGACCUUUGCGCCGAGUUCCACUUCGGCUGCUGCCAGUUCGUAGUAAACCUAAAGGGGUAACCCAACACUAGAGACAUUCCUUUAUUUGUGAAUUGAUUAUUUAUUUAUUAUUAUUUGUUUAGCAAAUCUUACGUCUAUGAGUAUUCAGUGUGUGUUGUGUGUAAAGGAAAACGAUUCUAACGUUGGCUAAUUCUAGUGGAAGAAAGCUGCACAGACCUACGCACUAAACUACAUUAUAAUAUAAACAUUCAAAGUUUAUAUUUGGCAUAGAGAUAUAUAUAACAUAUAACUAACUCCUAUACCUAUGACUCGUUUGGUGUUUUCGGGGACGUAUCUUUGCAUUAAAAAACAUAAACCAA